Messenger RNA from Hemibagrus wyckioides, 1020 nucleotides. RefSeq names its product matrix Gla protein (gene mgp). The transcript is spliced from 5 exons. Gene Ontology annotation, molecular function: calcium ion binding. NCBI's taxonomy places the organism in Eukaryota, Metazoa, Chordata, Actinopteri, Siluriformes, Bagridae. Bases 103 to 435 code for a protein of 110 amino acids. The record is from RefSeq and is a predicted model, not a curated record. Gene Ontology annotation, cellular component: extracellular region.
GGUGGGGGCUUCGAGGAUUUAUAAAGGCUCACAAGCUUCUCAGAGUGCAGAAGAGAGAAGACUUACAUUUUACUUGUCCAGCAUCACACAGAGGUGACAAACAUGCGGUCGUUUCUUAGGUUUGUGACUUUGUGUGUCAUCCUGGUGGUCGCAGUGUGCUAUGACUCUGAGGAGAGUAAUGAGUCAUAUGAAGACAUGUUCUUCAAUGGCUUAAGAGCAAACACAUUCAUGAAUGUUCCUGGACGCAACAACCGCAAGAGCUACCAAUCGGGUCGAAAGUUUCAGGCUGAGCUUCGAUCUGAGAUUUGUGAGAAUUACUUUCACUGUCGCCUGUUGGCUCGUUACCAUGGCUCCCAGGCGGCCUAUCAGAAGUACUUCGGCAGUCGACCUGUCAACAACAAAAACAACAACUACUAUAACGGCCGCCAUUACUGAGCAGACCUGCACACCGCGGGUCACUGAAUCACACACUGAAUUUCAACAUGAUAUCUGUGUAAUCAACUCUCUUUCAUUUCACUCUUUCAUUUCUGUCUGUCUCUUCUGAUGUCUGACUCGGUGAAACCAGACCAACAAAACAAGCACAAGGUGAUAGAAAUGACCUUAAGAUGAUUUUUUAAAUCAUGCACAACUGAAUCAGGCCACGAGGGGAGAAGGAUAUUAAAUUUUUGUUGUAAAUGUUCAAGUUUAGAACACAAAUAAAUGAAAACCUAAUAAUAAACUCGGGCAAAUUUACAUCAUGAAACCAGACCAGUGAAAGAGUUAUGAUGUCAUGAUCUCCACUGGACUCACAAAAUACCAGCUUUGAGCAGGAGCUUACGUGAGAUCUUAUGGAACUCAUUGUCUUGGCAACAAAUUCGACAACAGCAAAAUGUCAAUGAAUCAUAUUAAACUGAAUCAGACUAAACCAGAUCCAACUGAAUCAGACUAAACCAGAUCAGAUCAGAUCAGAAUUAUUAUUUGUGUAAUCACAUAUUUAACUAAUACUUUUUUCUGACUUAACUUGCGCUGUAUUUCUACUUA